Molecule: messenger RNA, 1230 nt
Organism: Microdochium trichocladiopsis
Lineage: Eukaryota; Fungi; Ascomycota; Sordariomycetes; Xylariales; Microdochiaceae
Exons: 1
Coding region: 1-1230 (409 amino acids)
Source: RefSeq, a predicted model, not a curated record
AUGAAUCAAUCACCACGACCAAAGAACACGCCCGGCCGCCGGCGUCAGGGGCGCAAUGGCAACAACAACAAUGGCAGCACCCCCCAGAAGUCCUACGUCUCUGAGAACGACCUCCCGGCGUAUCUGUCCGGUGGUGCUGAGCAACAGUUUGUCAAUCCGAAUACUCCUCUCAAGGCUCCUUCUGCCCAGAAGCCACGAUCCAGGAACAACAAGAACCGCAACAAGAACGGCUCGCCGCCGCACCAAAACAAGCACUCAAACCCCCAGGCGAUUCCGAUAGAAGCACCCGCUGCCAUUUUCGCCGGUGCCACCUUCCACGCAUCUCCCGCGCCUUCGUCCCUGCCCAUGCCAAGCUUCCUGGCUCGAUCCAGUGCCGAGUCACCUCUCGCAAAGUCAUCCCCGCUGGCGCAGGCGAGGGCCAGCCCGCAACAAGAACCGUCUCCGCCGUCAACAGACUCGGAGGGCGGACAGGGCCUGGCUCAGUUGUCUGAGGGUCGCAAUAAUGACUCGCCUCUCGAGGUUUUCUUCCGUGCGCAACGUGCAGAGAAGGCCAAAGGGCACAGGGCCAAGUCCGCUAAUGCCGCGACUCCCACCUUCGCCCCUGGCCCAUUCUCCCCUCCACAGGCUUCCCCGAUGGCAGCGAGGACCGUACCAAGAGGGCAGUCGCAGAUUCAGGCCCAGACUUUCGCGAACGCACCAAAGAGUGCAGGGCCGGGCAUCUCGGCAAUUGAGCUGGACGGGACUCCGGGGCGAGGUCUUGGACCUGCUUUUUCAACCCCUUACGCUGAACGCAUACGGGCCGCACGACCUAGCCCUGCUGUAUCGAAUGCGAACAACACUGCAGAUCCAGCCUCGCACUAUGAUGAGUCGCAGGCCCUUUUGAGAAUGCUUCAUCAUGGGAAACCUGCAUUUGGACAAUCACCGCCAGCCGCGCAGCCGCAGCAGCAGCAGCACCAGCACCAGCAGCAGUACUACCAUUCUUCGCCGCAGGAUGGGCCAGGUGCUCAAUCGGCAUUUUCCCAGUACAGGCAGCCCAUGCCCUACCAACAGUACUCGUCCCAUCAGGUGCAACCGCCGUACCAGAAUUCUCCUUAUAGUUUUAGUCCCCCGGCACAGUCCAACGGGAUUUCCCAGUUGAAACCUCAACACGGAGCCGUCUCUGAUGGCGAUCAAAUCUCCAAGAUGGAAGCAAGCUUGAGACAGGUUCUCAAGCUUGACUCAUCAUCAUAG